Messenger RNA from Aspergillus ruber CBS 135680, 1593 nucleotides. Its product is annotated as cystathionine beta-synthase CYS4. NCBI's taxonomy places the organism in Eukaryota, Fungi, Ascomycota, Eurotiomycetes, Eurotiales, Aspergillaceae. The transcript has 4 exons. The record is from RefSeq and is a predicted model, not a curated record. Gene Ontology annotation, cellular component: cytoplasm. The coding region runs from base 1 to 1593 and encodes 530 amino acids. Gene Ontology annotation, molecular function: cysteine synthase activity; cystathionine beta-synthase activity.
AUGUCCACGAUAACCAACCCCGCCAUCCCUCCGGUGGCUCUAGAUGCCAUCACCCAGCACAUUGGCAAUACGCCUUUGGUGCGGUUGAACCGGCUUCCCCAGAGUCUCGGGAUUCAGGCCACUGUCUAUGCAAAGCUGGAAUAUUUCAACGCUGGUGGGAGUGUCAAGGAUCGUAUCGCCUUGCGCAUGAUCGAGGCGGCAGAACAGUCCGGCCGUAUCAAGCCUGGCGAUACUUUGAUCGAGCCUACCAGCGGCAACACUGGAAUUGGUCUGGCAUUGGUGGCUGCCGUCAAAGGCUACAAGACGAUCAUCACACUCCCGGAAAAGAUGUCUGCAGAGAAAGUGGCUGUCUUACGUGCACUGAAUGCAACUAUCAUUCGUACUCCCAACGAAGCCGCCUACGACUCGCCUGAAUCGCAUAUUGGUGUUGCCAAACGCUUGGAGAAGGAGCUUCCCAAUGCUCAUAUUCUAGAUCAGUACGGAAAUGAAAACAAUCCGUUGGCCCACGAGUUCGGUACGGCUGAGGAAAUCUGGACCCAGACACGCGGGCAGAUUAGGGCGAUUGUUGCUGGUGCAGGUACUGGUGGAACGAUCACCGGGCUAUCCCGAGGUCUUAAGAAGCAUAACCCAGACGUUCAGGUUAUCUCGGCCGACCCCCAUGGAUCAAUUCUGGCUCUUCCUGCGUCAUUAAACGAACCCCAUUUGAACGAGGCUUACAAAGUUGAGGGAAUUGGGUAUGACUUCAUUCCGCAGGUGCUCAAUCAAAAGGCCGUAGACAGGUGGUACAAGACAGGCGAUAAAGAAUCAUUCCAAUACUCUCGUCGCUUGAUAGCCGAAGAGGGUCUCCUUGUUGGCGGAAGCAGCGGGAGUGCCAUUGCAGCUCUUGAGCAAGCCGCCAAAGAUUAUAACUUUGGGAAAGACGAUGUUGUUGUGGUGAUUUUACCUGACAGCAUCAGAAGCUAUCUCACCAAGUUCGCCGAUGAUGACUGGCUUGCUGCCAAUGGUCUUCUGUCAUCACCACCUGUUGAAGCCGUGCCAACGUCCCCGUCUCUGCAAACUCAAGGCCCUAAGGAUGCAUUCUCUGGAGCGAAGGUGAACUCACUGAGAUUAAAGCCGAUUACAACUAUCCGGUCGGAUUUCCCAUGUGAGAGCGCGAUUGAAAUCAUGCGAGAUAGAGGAUUCGAUCAACUCCCCGUUCUUGCGCCCUCUGGAAAGAAAUUGGUUGGAUUAGCUACCCUGGGCAAUAUCCUCAGUCGACUCACCCACGGCCGUGCUACUGGGAAGAGCCCAGUUUCCGACGUCAUGUUCGAUUUUAGCAGGAUCCCUGAAGUCGUGACCGAUCCUAGAGAUCUGGGACUGACUGCAGGCGGCGAGCCCAUCGGUCCAGAGACUUUGAAGGCUCAAAAGAAGGGACGCAAGUUCAUUGAGAUUACGACGGAUACUCCUCUCAGCGUGCUCAAUCGAUUCUUGGAAUGGAAUAGUGCAGCUAUUGUCACCGAGACAAACAAACAGGGAACGAUGAGGCCAGUAGCGGUUGCGACCAAGGUUGACCUGCUUACUUGGAUGCUCCAUAAUAAUGAGAACGGUUCCUAA